Messenger RNA from Ricinus communis (castor bean), 1348 nucleotides. Its product is annotated as 1-aminocyclopropane-1-carboxylate oxidase 5. The record is from RefSeq and is a predicted model, not a curated record. The transcript is spliced from 3 exons. Bases 130 to 1059 code for a protein of 309 amino acids. Gene Ontology annotation, molecular function: dioxygenase activity. NCBI's taxonomy places the organism in Eukaryota, Viridiplantae, Streptophyta, Magnoliopsida, Malpighiales, Euphorbiaceae.
AUAAAUAGACCCCACAUCCACUUAUCAACCAUAACAGAAAAAGCUAACUUACCUAAGCUCUUUAAGAACCCUCUCUCUCACACCCUUCUGAUUGUGUUUGUGCUUCCUGUCUCUUACAUAGUUGAUCCAAUGGCAAUUCCUGUGAUUGAUUUCUCUAAGGUGAAUGGUUCCGGUGAGGAGAGAGUCAAGACAAUGGCUCAGAUAGCUAAUGGGUGCGAGGAAUGGGGAUUUUUUCAGCUAGUGAACCAUGGAAUUCCAGAGGAGCUACUGGAGAGGGUGAAGAAGGUAUGCUCAGAGUGCUAUAAGCUGGACAGGGAGAAAAAAUUCAAGAAUUCGGAAUUGGUGAAGAGAUUGAAUAAUUUGGCAGAGAAGAAAGAUGGUGAGAAACUGGAAAAUGUGGACUGGGAAGAUGUCUUCCUUCUCCUAGAUGAUAAUGAGUGGCCAUCAAAAACCCCUGGAUUCAAGGAAACCAUGACUGAAUACCGAGCUGAACUGAAGAGAUUGGCUGAGAGGGUUAUGGAAGUAAUGGACGAGAACUUAGGCUUACCAAAAGGAUAUAUCAAGAAGGCAUUCAAUGAUGGAGAAGGAGACAGCGCCUUUUUUGGUACCAAGGUUAGCCAUUACCCACCAUGUCCUCAUCCUGAGCUGGUAACUGGCCUUCGAGCUCACACAGAUGCUGGGGGUGUCAUCUUGCUAUUCCAAGAUGAUGAGGUGGGAGGCCUUCAAAUCCUCAAAGAUGGGCAAUGGAUUGAUGUCCAGCCAAUGAAAAACACCAUUGUCAUAAACACUGGCGAUCAGGUAGAGGUCCUAAGCAAUGGCAAGUACAAGAGCACUUGGCACAGGGUUCUGCCUACCCAAGGGAAUAGAAGGUCGAUUGCUUCAUUCUAUAACCCCUCCUUUAGAGCUACCAUAGCUCCUGCACCAGAGCUGGUGGAAAAAGAUAACCAGGAGACGAACCAAUCAUACCCCAAAUUUGUUUUCGGCGAUUACAUGUCUGUUUAUGCUGAGCAGAAGUUCCUUCCGAAGGAACCUAGGUUCCAAGCUGUAAGGGCAGUGUAAUUGAUAACAAGGUGCAACUUCAAUUUUAGAAGAUGACGCCUUUUCUUUCCUUUGAUUUUCCUUUUCUAGUUUAUGGGUUUUAGUGACAAAACUGCCUUCUGGCAUAAAGCUUCUUUCUCUCAGCUCUACAUGCGUAGCGCAGGAGAGAAAUGAAAGCUGAUUAUGGAUGUGUUUUCUUUAGAUUGGUUUUGUCUUUUCUUUCAUGUGUUUUUUAAGGUUCCUAUUGUACGAUAGUUUCAUAUAAACUUUACUUCUCAGUAAUUAAGAGAAGCUUCCUUUCUUUCUACCA